Molecule: messenger RNA, 7974 nt
Organism: Leucoraja erinaceus (little skate)
Lineage: Eukaryota; Metazoa; Chordata; Chondrichthyes; Rajiformes; Rajidae
Product: rho guanine nucleotide exchange factor 12-like
Exons: 43
Coding region: 1083-5741 (1552 amino acids)
Biological process (GO): G protein-coupled receptor signaling pathway; intracellular signal transduction
Cellular component (GO): cytoplasm
Molecular function (GO): G protein-coupled receptor binding; guanyl-nucleotide exchange factor activity
Source: RefSeq, a predicted model, not a curated record
CACCUGACUGACUGACCGCCGCCGAUCAACGCCCCCUCCUCCCCCAACACCGGGUUCGAUCGGGGAGUGAAGUGAAGCGAGCGCCGGGCUUGUGAUGGAGCCGGGGGAGUGAGUGAGUGAAGGAGAGGGAGUGUGAGGCGGGGCAAGGCCGGCCGGCACCCACACCCACACCCACCGCCAGCCGGGCCCGAACGGCGCAGGCCUGGCCGGGCCUAGGGCGACCAGGGCCUAGAGUUCAGCCAGUGUCCGGCAGCAGAGUCCCGGGCCCAGAGCCCGGGCCCUGGAGCCCAAGCCCGGCCCACAAAGCCACCGUGGCUCUGCCUUGCUCCCUAAACGCCAUCGAUAGAGAAACGGGACCGAACUGAUCCAAACUUGGCCUCCGAGUUGGGACUGGAUUGAUAUCCGCACCGAAGAUCGAUAUCACAUCGAUUCCAUACUGGAUGAUGAGACUGAAUCGACUCCUGAUGGAUGCGGCGCUGGAAAAUAGUCUGAAUCGAUAAGCCUGAUCAAUGCUGCACAGGAUGAUGAGUGUGGAUCAAUGACUGCUCGAUGCCACAGUGGAUUAAACUGAAUCUAUAAGUAUCACGGUGGAUUGUCAGAUUGAACUGAUUAGUGUCAAUACCUGAUUGAUUCCUUGUAGGAGCUGCAAUAACGGGAGCGCUUGGUUCCGGGUUAAGGUUGGGCUCGGUUUCUGGAAUGGGCUUUAGUCCUGGACUUGGCUCUGGGCUGGUCUGAGACUUUUCUGAUCCAGUUUAUUAAUCCGAAGCCUCAUCAGGACAGACCUGCUCCAAGAGUCUGAGAGAUUUUACGUUUUUAUAUGGUUCUAUAUUCUCCUUGGAUUAUUGACAAUCGAUCAAGGUUUUGCGAAACAAAAUGAGAAUUGGAUAAAUUGUAAGAACAGGAAUCAGUGAGAGGAGCCAAAUGAGCGUGACACCGUCCGGGCUGAGUGAGAGGUUUCCCAUCAGAAGACUUCCCAGGUAUCUUCGCCCAGUGCUGUUAGAUAUGGACUUUAAGAUUGUGACUUGGGGAUGAUGAAGGAAUGCUGAUAUAUAUCCAGAUUGGCCUGUGACUUGGAGAGCUUCAUGAUGAGGCAAGGAAGCAUACUGAACAAGGACCUGUCGCCUGAUAAAAAGUAUGACAAAAAAAACUUGGAAAAAUCAUCUCUGUAUGAAUUUGACCCAACAGAGAGCUCGUCUAAACAAAAGAAGCCCAGGUUCAAUUGCAAUGACCAUAAAUGUCUAGUUCAGCGCUGUGUCAUAAUCCAGAGAGAUGAAAAUGGGUUUGGCCUGACGGUCAGUGGAGAUAACCCAGUGUUUGUCCAGUCUGUCAAAGAGGAUGGAGCAGCUGUGCGUGCAGGUGUGCAGCAGGGCGACAGAAUCAUUAAGGUUAAUGGGACGCUGGUCACUCAUUCAAACCAUGUGGAGGUGGUUCGGUUAAUUAAAUCUGGGUCGUACGUGGCUCUCACGGUCCUGGGCCGUCCUCCUGGCUCUCCCCAGAUACCAUUGACUUCUGUCGAUGGAGAUGCUGGCGGUUUCUUUUUCCCCGGUCAACAAAGUCAAAUGGCCCCAAAUCCAACUUUCUCCCACCAUUCUUCAAGCAGCAGUUGUCCUGAGAGGAUCACAAGCCCCAUGCCUGUGGCGGAAGAUAACAUUGUGCACAACCAGAAGGUUGAAAUUCUGAGGAACAUGCUGGGCACAGAGUUACGGCAGCUGGAGCAACUUAAGGAGAAAUACACAAAGAAUCCAUCGCCACAGGUACUUCGAGAUCAACAGGAGGUGGAGAAGCACAUCCAGCAACUCCAGGAACAACUUAGCAAAGCUACAGGUUCCUUACAGGAUGGCUCAAGUGCAGGUCGACACUCGGAAACACUAUCUAUUGUUGAAAGACUGACUGAAGAUGCAGGGGACUGGGAGCAUGACCUUCAAUCACCGAGUGAGAAUACAGGGUCCGAUAGAAGUCGCAUUUCAUUCAGCCGUGCAGAGUCUAUAAUAAGUAGCCCGUCUCCCCCAUGUGAUGGCCAUUUUCACCGAGACUCCCUCAACAGUAGCCCCAAGAUCUCCCCAAAAGAUGCCAGCAGUUUCUGUGAGAGUAUGGACGUCGAUGAGAACCAGGACUGGGAUUCGCCGUCCUCCGGGCUCAGCCCACCACGGGUUGCAGUGCCGAUAAUUGGAGCGGAGGAUGAUGAUUUUGAUACCGAAGCUGAGCAGACUGAUGUCCAGUGCAGCUGUUUCCAAACUAUUGACCUGGUGAAAUCCCGGCCGGCACAUUUGGUUGCAUUUUUACAUCAUGUCGUGUCGCAGUUUGAAGCAGCUCCAUUGCUCUGUUACCUCUACGCCGACCUCUACCAUCACACAAACUCCAAGGAUCAUCGACGAAUUUUUCUCGAGUUUUGCCACCUUUUCCUUGAGAAGGGCUCGAAUCUCAAAGUUCACGUACCAGAAUGGAUCAGCACAGAACUAGAACGUAGAAAAGGAGAUCAGUCUGAGGAAAUGCAACGUAGUUGUGUGCAGGGGAUGCAGGACAUUGUCCUGCCUGAUGUUCAGACACAUCUGGAAGAUUUCAGACAAAAACGGAAUAUGGGAAUGACAAUCGGAGAGAAUGAAUUGGCUAAGUUAGAUGCAGAGCGAAUGCGGGAUCGCGUGGCAGCAGAACAGAAGGAGCGGGUGUGUGCAGAGCAACUGUUACAGAAGAUCGACGAGGUCCUAGCGACUUUGUCCCCGUCUGAAGAAGAAAAAAGUAAUUCGGUUGCGGAUGUGAUUCUCAUCUAUAUGAAGCAGCUUGGCGUGAAAGUGAAGGAUUCGAGGAACCUGGACAGAGAUCGCAGGUUACGAGUUGCAUUCUUCCCAAAGAAGAAGCCAAGUGUAAAGAAAGAAAAGGAGACGGUGAAAGAUGAUGAGAAAAGGAAACGUUUCCAGAGCAUCCUGGAUCCCAUCCGGCGCACAAGCAAACAGGAUCGCAACGCGAUUGAAAAGGCCAAGUUACUGCAUCAGAGGCAAAUGGGACCAUAUAGCCGAUCUACUUCUCACUCUGACCACAGCGAGAGAUCAAAAUCUAUUCCAUUCUUCAGCGAGGGAAGCGAUCAGUCAGCGGUGACCGGCUCAUCAGGUCCAGCGUCGGCCAACGUUGUUCAUGAUGGGAUCUCAGAGAGCGAUACAGAUUCUGCUCCUGCAACACCUGCGACAUUGAAGAUGUUAGCAGACAACUUAUUCAUUGGGGAUUCCAGCACUUCUACACCAAAGUCAGCCUUCGAGCUAUCCACCCUCGAUCAGGUGAUGGAGGAGGACCGAGAGUCAGAGAAAAGUCUCGAGAUUUCUACACCCCCGUGUACUCCUAAACCAGGUCGCCGAGGGGAUGGGCAUGGGUAUGGAGCAUGGACCGAGGCUGGUUCUCAGACUCACUCCCUGAGCCAGACGGAGGAUGAUCAAAUGCACUUGUCGGAUGUGGAGCAGGACCCAGCCAAUUGGCAGCAGCUGGUCAGUCGGGAUGUCCUGUCUGGCUUGAAACCGCACGAGAUCAAGAGGCAGGAAGUUAUUAACGAACUUUUCCACACGGAGCGUGCUCACAUCCGAAUGCUGAAGGUUCUAGAUGUGAUCUUUUACCAGAAGAUGAAGAGAGAUGGCAGCAUACCCAUAACUGAUGUGAAAAACAUAUUCUCCAACCUCGAUGAAAUCCUGCAGCUUCAUGUUUCAUUAAAUGAGCAGAUGAGGAAAGUCUGGAAAAGAAAUGAUAACUUUGUGGUUGAUCAGAUCGGCGAGGACUUGUUGAGCUGGUUCAGCGGUUCUGAAGAGGAUAAGUUUAAACGGGCUGCAGCCACUUUCUGCAGCAAUCAGCCCUUCGCUUUGGAACUAAUCAAGUCAAAGCAGAAGAAAGAGUCAAGAUUCCAGGCAAUCAUUCAGGAGGCACAGAGUAAUCCACAAUGCCGGAGGCUGCAACUUAAAGACAUCAUCCCAACUGAAAUGCAGCGCCUGACCAAAUACCCACUACUCCUGGAGAACAUCGCUAAAAAUACAGAUCCAGAACAGCACGAUGAGAAGAAAAAGGUAAAACAGGCAGCGGAAUGCUGCCGUCAGAUCCUGAACUUUGUGAACCAGGCUGUAAAGGAAGCUGAAAAUAAGCAGCGGUUGGAAGAUUAUCAGCGCCGCCUGGACCUGUCUGGCCUGAAGCAGUCAGAUUAUCCACUGAUUGAGGAGUUCCGGAGUCUGGACCUUACAAAACGGAUCAUGAUUCAUGAAGGGCCCCUGACUUGGCGGGUGAAUAAAGAUAAGACAAUCGAUCUCUACACACUUCUGUUGGAAGACAUCUUGGUUCUAUCUCAGAAGCAGGAUGAACGGUUGGUGUUGAAGUGUCACAGUAAGAAUCUUGCUGCCAAUGCUGAUACCAAACACACCUUCAGCCCCAUCAUCAAACUCUCUGCUGUGCUUGUGCGAGAAGUUGCAACAGAUAACAAAGCUUUUUUCGUCAUCUCAAUGUCAGCUGAUGGUGCACAGAUCUACGAGCUGGUGGCCCAGACAGUGUCUGAACGGAAAACAUGGCAGUAUUUAAUCACACAGACAUCGGGAUCGAUAAAAGCACCAAGCCAUCAUGUGGCCCCUGAGCCGCCUGCCACUGAGAGUGAGCAAGAGGAUGAGGAGAAUCUGAGCACAGUCCAGCAAGGUGGAUCAAGCAAAGCCACAGCAAGGAUAUCGAACAGCAGUGAUUCAACACAAGGUAAAGAGGUUGAUGAUCCGCUGGCAGCGAAUCUCUCAGCGAACAACAAGCAGAAACACAGUGCGAUCAUCCCCACGCAGGAGACAGAGGAGCAGCCCAGGUACAUACAGGACUAUAACAACCUCCGAAGACCCUCUGCCGGGCGGCCCCCUUACAGAAGCACUGAGUUGCACUAUUCCAGUCGGGCUCGGGGUUCAAUGUCAUCAAUCGCUUACUCAAGAGCUGAGGCUGCACUAAUAAACCUUCACUCAUUGAAGCGAUUGCUGUCGGCUCAUGCGAUGGGUUCAGAAGAUGAUGCCAGUGAUGGAGCAUCUGUUCGGCACCUUCCAGAAGAUGACAGUGUACUGCCGUCACCAAAGCAGGGGACUGAUGAGCCAUCCAACAGCACGACGUGUUGUCAAGGUGGGGCACCCAACAAGGCACUGCAGCAUCAGCUGGAGAUAGCCAAUGGGACAAUGGAGGAAGUAGAGGCUGACACAAGAAUUAGUGAAAGGACUAAACUUCCCCGUCAGUUCACACUGGAAGCGGGUCACAGCGAACGUAUCCCAACUGAAGGACGUGGACCAGACUUGGUAGCUGACGAUGGUGGAGAUAGGUUCUACGACGCCCCAGAAGAUCACUCGGAUGAGCAUCGAUUACAAGGGAACAGUUCAAGUCCAAAUAGAGAAGAGGAGGCAAAGUCACAAGCCCGUUCAUCAGGGAACUUUAUAACCCUGGAUGAAUUUCCACAGACAGAAGGAAGCUCCACUGAUGAAGUAGAAAUGUCUACACUUCCAUCUGAUUAUUCUGUGGAUUGUCUCACCCAGAGCACAGAGGCGAGGGAAAGCAACAGUGCAACUGAUCCUUGUAAUGCAGAAGGCCCAGAGGCAGGAAUUAGACAGCUGCUUCCUACAUCACAUGUGCGCAACCAAAUCCUCCAAUUAAUUCAUAGUAUCGAGUCUGAUCUGAAAUAUUUAAAGGAGUUGGAGCUGGAAUGCCACAGUCAGCAGGUCCUGGAGCUCUCAGCUACGCAUGAGCCAACAGGAGAUAGUUAAUGGAGUUUGUUCUAAAGUGGAAUCAAGCCAGGCUUGGUGAUGGAACAUAUGGGUGCUUGGAGAUGACCCCUUGAAGCUCCUGCUAGCUCUGGACUUUAGAGACAUUUGUGGAACUGAUUGUUUGUUCAAAUGCCGCUGAUUUCUGGGUCAUUUUUGGGAUGGUGUAUCAGUGAGUCCUGCCUGUAUUGGUGUGUCUUGCCAGUUAUGGGUGCAUCCCGGAUUGGCCGAUGAAAUCGCCCUCCCACGUAUGCACACACCUCUUUCAAUUAUAGAACUGAUCUCGCUCUCCACAUCUCCAAAAACCAAAUGUACAGAAAAUCAGCUUAGAGUUUGAUGAAAUCGAGAUGUAUUUAUUUGUAUUCACUUGCUAUGAUAAAUGCAAUUGUUUUGUUAUAAUUUUUAUUUUCAUAGCCUGUUUUAAGCUGAUUUGCAGAUGAAGAUUAAGAUCUGGUGAAUGCAUGGAGCCCACGUGCUGAGUUCCAGCAAUGGGGACAGUGGAAUAGACAGCUGGGGGGUAAAGGAGAGUUACCAUGUAAUCAGGGUAAGAGAGUUAUUACACUGCUGGGGUGUGUGUGUGUGAAAAAGCUAGCGAGAGAGAGAGAGAGAAAUAGUGUGUUUGUAUCUGUGUGUGUCUUACUGUACUGAUGGUGUAUGCAAGAGGAGGCGAGAGAAAAUUAGUUGCUCCAUUAGGUAAGAGGGUUAAAGCACAGGGUGAGAGAGGGUGAGACGCUUCAUGGGUUGAGUCAGUUACUGGACUUCUGGAAUUUGAGUGAAUGUGAGAGAGCGAGCGAGCUAGUGCUCGGUAUGUGUGUGUGAGAGAGAGAGAGAGAGAGAGAGACAGCUAGUGCACAGAGAAUGCAAGGGAGAGCAGGUGCCUGGAGUGUGAGAGAUGGAGCAAGCAGAGUUUACACGAAAGAGAGUUAGCGCACAGACUGCAAGACUGACAGCACAGCUGGGCUGUGAGAGAAGGUGUGUUAUUACACAGUUCAUUACUACAGCAAAGCUCUUGGUAGCUCAGUUAGGUUCAAGAUCCACAUUAUAUCUGCUGUUAUGAUCCUGAUCAGAUGUAGAAUCAGGGUUGUGGACCAAAGCUGCUUUGUAGCAAAACCUCCACUCAGAGCAAAGUACCAGGUGCAGGGACAGGGUGGUGUUUCUCUGCUGGAGAGCCGCUACCUCUCUAACUUGUCUUUACUCUGGGCACGCAGUGUGUUUGCAACAUACAGUUUCUUAUUCUUUGUUCUCUAAGUACUUGGCAAACACAUUCACCCCUCACAUCCACACAUCGCCAGGACUGUCGCGUCUUUUAUUUUUCAGAUGCUUAUCUCUCACUGAUACUGUGGUUUUGGAACAAUUUGGUCACAAAAUAGCAGAGCAGACUUCUGACACGAGAUGUUGGAAAUGUUGAUGUGGUGGGCACUGGGUCUGGUUCAUUCUGUACUGCCAGAAUCGUGUUUAUAUAAUCGAUUGAUUUGCAUUUAGAGCAUCACCUCCCAGGAUUAGUUUCUCCACACCACAAAUAACCCCAACUUUCAAUCAUGUGGCUUCCUAUAUUCCAUUUGGCAGAAACAGCAGCUGUAACUAAAUCUACCUGGUAGCUGCUAUUUCCAUAGACCUGCAGUGUCCAUCUCAUAAUUCCUGUCCCAUUCAAUAUCAACCCUCAUCUCAGUGUUACACAGGGCUCGAGGGAGAAACUUAAUUUUGGCGAGCCCAUCAGGUGUGAAUAACUGGAAAUUACUGUCACCUAGUUCUUGCUGUUUGGUACUGAUGGUAAAGUGAACAUAAAAUCUGUUAACAAGGCACAAGACACCCUCCUGGUGGAUAUCAGUUCUAACUCUGACUAAAGCAGAUACUUCAGACUCUCCAAUAAAUUUCCUCACACCACUCUUGCUUCUGAGAUGAUGCUGAUUUGGUGUGAGUGCAUGUCCUAACUUUACCUAUUGCCCUGACGUGUACAGAUCUGCUCUAGCUCCUGUUGUUGCCCUGUACAUCACCCUGCGCAACACACUAACUCUGCUGCCUCCCCUAAUCUAUAGUUUUAUUUGUCUCAAGUUUAUGACAUAUUUCAAUUGGUUUUAUCUAACUUUGUAAAAUAGCAUCUCGUUUAAGAUUUAGCAAUGAUAUUAUGUUACUUGAAAAAAAAACAAAUAUAAUUCUGUUUCUGGGAUCUGGGUUUUAAAGAAAUGUUUCAUUAUAAUUAAAUUGUUUCCGUAUAAUUAAAAAGCUGUGGCGGAAA